AGAAUAGAAGUUGAUGAACCGGAUGUUGAUUAGCGUAACCCGGAUACUGAAGGACCACGCGGUUGGGUGCGGGAAUGGACGCUUUCGAGUUAUUUCGGAAACUUGGAGCUGGUGCUAAAUUCGAUCUCAAAAGAUUUGGUCAAGAUGCUGCCAGGUUUAAGGUUACCAGGUCUCGGGAAGGGGAAACUUUCUCGGACGCUCUCUCCACAAUCGAUUAUUUCCGGACAGACCCGACCAGCGGAGCCCAGAUCAGCGACCAGAUCGAGCAGGAGGAAGAGGAUGAGGGGAGCGGGGAAUCUGAAGCUGGAGGCAAAAGAAAGCGUGAUGAGGAUGAUCACAUGAAGUCCAAAAAGAAGAAAACAAAAAACAAGAAAGUUGCAGCUAAAGAUGUUGGAAAAUCUUUAAAUGAGGGAAACGGGAUCAUGUUGACCUCGUCCUCUGGUAGAAAGAGUCAAAGCGUCCAGAGCGAUGAAGAGAAAUCCUCACUGAAGAAGCUGAGGCGACUUCAUCAAGAGAAGAUCAAUCGUAUUCGCUCUCAGCACAGAAUAAAUGUUCACGGUUCCGACGUCCCCGAUCCCGUGUGCACUUUUGAGGAGCUGCAGUCCGAGUAUCACCUGAACCCCCGUGUUCUCCAGAACCUCAAAGAUGCAGGGCUGAACUCUCCAACUCCUAUUCAGAUGCAGGCAAUUCCACUCAUGAUGCAUAGUCGGGAGCUUUUGGCUUGUGCUCCCACAGGAUCUGGAAAGACUUUGGCCUUUUGUCUCCCGCUGCUCACCCACCUGCACCACCCAGCCAAUCUGGGUUUCAGAGCCGUGAUCAUCUCUCCAACCAGAGAACUGGCCAGUCAGACUUACAGAGAGUUGCUCCGCCUCUCAGAGGGAGUCGGGUUUCGAGUUCACAUUAUCGACAAAGCUUCCUUGGCUGCGAAAAAGUACGGACCGCAGUCGAACAAGAAAUAUGAUAUACUCGUCAGCACCCCCAACCGGCUGGUUUUCCUUCUCAAACAGGAUCCUCCUGCUAUUGACCUCAGCUGUGUGGAAUGGCUGGUUGUGGACGAGUCUGAUAAGCUUUUUGAAGACGGGAAGAGGGGCUUUAGGGAGCAGCUGGCCGCCAUUUUUCUCGCCUGUUGCGGUGCGAAGGUGCGCAGGGCUUUCUUCAGCGCCACAUGCACAGCCGAAGUGGAGCAGUGGUGCCGCCUGAACCUCGACAACCUGGUUUCUGUGAACAUCGGACACAGGAACACCGCAGUGGACACGGUGGAACAGGAGCUGCUGUUUGUCGGCUCGGAGAGCGGAAAGCUCGUAGCCAUGAGAGACAUCGUCAAAAAAGGGUUCCUACCCCCCAUGCUGGUGUUUGUGCAGUCUAUAGAAAGAGCGCGGGAGCUGUUUCACGAGUUGGUUUACGAAGGCAUCAACGUAGACGUGAUUCAUGCGGAGCGCACACAGCAGCAGAGAGACAACGUGGUGAACAGUUUUCGAUCCGGGAAGAUUUGGGUGCUGAUUUGCACAGCUCUGCUCGCCAGAGGAAUCGAUUUCAAAGGAGUCAACCUCGUAAUGAACUACGACUUCCCCACCAGCGCUGUGGAAUAUAUUCAUCGAAUCGGUCGCACAGGCAGAGCUGGACAUCAGGGAAAAGCAGUCACCUUUUUUACAGAGAGUGACAAACCAAUGCUGCGCAGCAUUGCAAAUGUCAUCAAACAAGCUGGCUGUCCCGUACCCGACUACAUGAUCGGCUUCAAGAAGUUGCACAGCAAAGUUAAACGGAUACUUGAGAAGAAGCCUCCCAAGAGAAACACUAUCUGCACAACUCCACGCUUCAUGAUAAAGAAAAGGGGCAAUGCAAAGAAAAGUGAAGACAAGACAAUUUCUGGUGGAGGGCACAAAGAAAAAAAAGAACCUGUCACGCAAACUCUGAAGACCAGGGAAAGGAAAACAAAAAAACAGAAGCUGAAGGGAAGAACUGCAGCAGACGGAGAAAAGGUGACUCAGAAGCCCAAGAAAGCAUCACAAAAGAAGAGGACAGAUUCUACUGGUGCUCAUUGUGGAAAGGAAAAAUGACCAGAUGGUUGUUGUUGUACAUUUAAAAAAUGGUGAAAGACUAAAUUCCUAAAAUUGUCUGUGUAUUGAAAUACUACCAAACAAAGGCGUAAUAAAAUGCUAAAGCUUAAUUA
Oryzias melastigma (Indian medaka) is the source of this 2170-nucleotide messenger RNA. RefSeq names its product DEAD (Asp-Glu-Ala-Asp) box polypeptide 52 (gene ddx52). The record is from RefSeq and is a predicted model, not a curated record. Gene Ontology annotation, cellular component: 90S preribosome. Lineage: Eukaryota; Metazoa; Chordata; Actinopteri; Beloniformes; Adrianichthyidae. The transcript has 14 exons. Gene Ontology annotation, biological process: maturation of SSU-rRNA. Gene Ontology annotation, molecular function: RNA helicase activity; nucleic acid binding; ATP binding. Bases 75 to 2057 code for a protein of 660 amino acids.